Manis pentadactyla (Chinese pangolin) is the source of this 956-nucleotide messenger RNA. RefSeq names its product N-terminal glutamine amidase 1 (gene NTAQ1). NCBI's taxonomy places the organism in Eukaryota, Metazoa, Chordata, Mammalia, Pholidota, Manidae. The record is from RefSeq and is a predicted model, not a curated record. Gene Ontology annotation, cellular component: cytosol; nucleus. The transcript has 6 exons. The coding region runs from base 121 to 744 and encodes 207 amino acids. Gene Ontology annotation, molecular function: protein-N-terminal asparagine amidohydrolase activity; protein-N-terminal glutamine amidohydrolase activity.
CCACUCCGCGCUGAGAACCGGCGCAGAGCCCCGCACGCCGGCUCCUCCCCUGAAGCCCGCGAGCGGGGCUGGUCCAUCCUGUGUACCUCAGACCGGAGCUCUGGCCCAAGCCAGCCCGCCAUGGAGGGGGAUAUCUCCGCUGCCGCAGCCGCCCAUUACCAGCCGGCCAGCCCCCCUCGAGACGCCUGCGUCUACAACAGCUGCUAUUGUGAAGAAAAUAUUUGGAAGCUCUGUGAAUACAUCAAAAACCAUGACCAGUAUCCUUUAGAAGAGUGUUAUGCUGUCUUCAUAUCUAAUGAGAGGAAGAUGAUACCUAUCUGGAAACAACAGGCAAGACCUGGAGAUGGACCUGUGAUAUGGGAUUACCAUGUUGUCUUGCUUCAUGUUUCAAGUGGAGGACAGAGCUUCAUUUAUGAUCUCGACACUGUCCUACCAUUUCCCUGUCCCUUUGACACUUAUGUGGAAGAUGCCUUUAAGUCCGAUGAGGACAUCCAUCCACAAUUUAGAAGGAAAUUUAGAGUGAUCCGCGCAGAUUCAUAUUUGAAGAACUUCGCUUCUGACCGAUCUCACAUGAAAGAUUCCAGUGGGAACUGGAGAGAACCUCCUCCAUCAUAUCCUUGCAUUGAAACUGGAGAUUCCAAAAUGAACCUGAAUGAUUUUAUCAGCAUGGACCCUGAGGUAGGAUGGGGAGCUGUCUACUCACUGUCUGAAUUUGUACACCGGUUUGGCAGUCAGAACUACUGAACUUAACACCUGGAUGUAGAACCGUGGAGAAAUUCUAGAACAUGAACAAUCCAUCCUUUCCUUUGGGACAGCAAACAUGGCAUAUUUGGGUUGGCAUUAUGUUUUCAUCUUUUAUUUGAGUUGAAACAUGAGUGAACAAAAGAAAUAGAACAAGUAAAAACAAAUUUGUUUUUGAUAUGUCAGGUUGAAACUUGAUGUAAUGUUUAUUUGUU